UGAAAUUGUAGAAGGACCCUUGUAAAAUACGGAAAUUAAAAGUUCACCUCAAAUAACCCCACCAAAAGAGGUUAAGGUCAUCCACUGAUCCGCAAAACCUGCUCUAUCAGUCUCUCGCUCUUCUUUCUAAGGUAAGCGGCGGGAGAAGCCAAGAUUUUGAUGGCGUCAAAACUGCUGCAGUUUCAAUCUAAGGCUUUUGAAGCUUCGAAGUUUGUAGCCAAGAACGGAUCUGCUUACUAUAAGCAGUUGUUGGAACAGAACAAGCAAUACAUUCAGGAACCACCCACAGUGGAGAAGUGCAACGAGUUGUCUAAGCAGCUGUUUUACACUCGCCUUGCUAGUAUCCCUGGUCGUACCGAGUCAUUCUGGAAGGAGCUUGAUUAUGUGAGGAAUCUGUGGAAGAAUAGGCAAGAACUGAAGGUUGAAAAUGCUGGUAUUGCGGCUUUGUUUGGACUGGAGUGCUUUGCAUGGUUUUGUGCGGGUGAGAUAGUGGGAAGGGGUUUUACUUUCACUGGCUACUAUGUCUGAGGGUGAUCUUCUGGCGGACGGUAUUUCAUGGAGUUGGAAGUGUAUGCCCUUCUGGAUGCAUAUUUUUUUUUGUUUUCAUGAAAAUUUUGAAGCUGAGAAAUCAGUGGUUAAUAUGGUAGCUAAAUAAUUUAUAUAGUUAAAGUGGCGUAGGUUUGUUUGUAAGCCUUGCUAUGAACUAUACGCAAGAUUGAUGAUAAUUGUGCAAAUUAUUCACAAACUUAAUUCCACCAUUCUUCCCUUCUGUUUUUA
Molecule: messenger RNA, 777 nt
Organism: Gossypium raimondii (Peruvian cotton)
Lineage: Eukaryota; Viridiplantae; Streptophyta; Magnoliopsida; Malvales; Malvaceae
Exons: 3
Coding region: 160-528 (122 amino acids)
Biological process (GO): proton motive force-driven ATP synthesis
Molecular function (GO): proton transmembrane transporter activity
Source: RefSeq, a predicted model, not a curated record